Molecule: messenger RNA, 3622 nt
Organism: Athalia rosae (coleseed sawfly)
Lineage: Eukaryota; Metazoa; Arthropoda; Insecta; Hymenoptera; Athaliidae
Gene: Rop
Product: protein ROP
Exons: 11
Coding region: 128-1885 (585 amino acids)
Biological process (GO): intracellular protein transport; vesicle-mediated transport; neurotransmitter secretion
Cellular component (GO): plasma membrane; secretory granule
Molecular function (GO): syntaxin binding
Source: RefSeq, a predicted model, not a curated record
CCACACUUUUUUCACGUCACGGAAUCACUACUACGCAACUGCACAGGAGCAACUUGACGUAUACGACCUAAACCUGACCUAAGCGCCGCCUGGUAGCGACAACUGUUUUAACAUCACAACUGUCAAAAUGGCGCUCAAGGCACAAGUCGGUCAAAAGAUUAUGAAUGAGGUGAUCAAACAGAGAAAGAAAACAGCAGGGGGUGUAGAAUGGAGGAUCUUAGUUGUGGAUCAACUUGCGAUGAGAAUGGUGUCCGCCUGUUGCAAAAUGCACGACAUCAGCGCCCAGGGUAUAACCCUGGUCGAGGACAUCAACAAAAAAAGAGAGCCUUUGCCAACAAUGGAAGCAAUUUAUCUGAUCACUCCCUGCAACCCAUCAGUGCAAAAGCUUAUGGAUGAUUUCAACAAUCCAACAAGAACUAUGUACAAGAGCGCCCACGUCUAUUUCACUGAAGUGUGCCCGGAGGAGCUGUUCAAUGAACUCUGCAAAUCACUCGCUGCUAAAAAGAUAAAAACUCUGAAAGAGAUCAACAUUGCGUUCCUGCCUUACGAAUCGCAGGUAUUUUCGCUGGAUUCUCCUGAGACAUUUGCGUGUAGUUACAAUCCUUCGUUUAUAAAUUUGCGAAAUGCAAAUAUGGAGAGAAUCGCUGAACAAAUUGCAACGCUGUGCGCAACUCUUGGGGAAUAUCCAUCAGUCAGAUAUCGAAGCGACUUUGACCGUAACGUAGAACUAGCGCAAAUGGUUCAACAAAAACUGGAUGCCUAUAAAGCAGAUGAACCAACAAUGGGAGAAGGACCAGAAAAAGCACGAUCUCAACUUUUGAUUUUAGACCGCGGAUUCGACUGCGUUUCUCCGCUACUUCACGAACUAACUCUCCAAGCUAUGGCUUAUGAUUUGCUCGAAAUAGAAAACGACGUUUAUAGGUAUGAAGCGUCAGCUGGCCAAGCUGAGAAAGAGGUUUUACUGGAUGAAAACGACGAGUUAUGGGUCGGCCUUCGACAUCAGCACAUAGCUGUUGUCUCACAGAAGGUCACCGCAAAGCUGAAGGAAUUCACUGAAUCCAAGAGGAUGCCUCAGGGAGACAAGCAAAGCAUGAGAGAUCUCUCUCAGAUGAUUAAAAAAAUGCCCCAAUACCAAAAAGAGUUGAGCAAAUAUGCAACGCAUUUGCAUCUAGCUGAAGACUGUAUGAAGCGCUACCAAGGAAACGUUGAUAAACUUUGUAGAGUUGAACAGGAUUUGGCUAUGGGAACUGACGCAGAAGGCGAGCGUAUCAAAGAUCAUAUGCGCAACAUUACCACAAUUCUACUCGAUCAAACUGUUGACAAUGCUGACAAACUGCGAAUAAUAGCUCUUUACGUUAUCAGCAAGAAUGGUAUCACGGAGGAAAAUCUUAAUCGUCUAGUUCAUCAUGCGCAAGUCUCACCCGAUGACAAGCAGACAAUUGUAAACAUGGCAAACCUUGGAAUCAACGUCGUGGUUGAUGGUAACCGCAAGAAGGUGUACACAGUGCCACGGAAAGAAAGAAUUACAGAACAAACUUACCAGAUGAGUCGCUGGACUCCCGUGAUCAAAGAUAUCAUGGAGGAUUGCAUCGAAGACAAAUUGGAUGGCAAGCACUUCCCAUUCUUAGCAGGUCGUGCGGCCAGCUCUGGCUAUCAUGCUCCGACCAGCGCUCGUUAUGGUCACUGGCAUAAAGACAAGGGCCAGCAGACGAUCAAAAACGUACCCCGAUUGAUAGUAUUUAUCGUUGGUGGUGUUUGCUUCUCAGAAAUACGAUGCGCGUACGAAGUCACAAAUACUUUGAAAAAUUGGGAAGUCAUCACAGGCUCAUCGCAUAUAAUCACACCGAAAUCGUUCUUGAAGGAUUUGAGUAACCUACAUGUCUAAUAAGAGAGCGUCAGAAGAAUGACAUUCCUGCAUUUAAUGUUAUGCUAAAUUCUUUAAACCCUCUAGGUAAUUAGCCUCGGUUUCCAUCAGUAUUAUCAACCAUAGAUUAGAAUCAGUGGAUUCUCGAUGUCAAUUCAUUGUAGCGAGUGUUAUCUUAUUACAAAAAGAGCAAAGGUAAACGACAACCCAAGAUCGUACCUAAGCGGGGUGAAAAUAUAGAAAUAGCUUUAGCAUCUUAGGCAUUUAGCUUGACAAAUAAAAUAAGCGUAAUUUUAUGUUACUAAAUAUCAAUCGAAGAGUAAAAUUAUUGGAUAAAUAAAACGAAUGAAAAACAAAGGAAAAUAAAAAAAAAAGAAUAAUUUUAUAGUAGAGAGCAAGAAAGAGAGAAGUUACCAAAAUUAAGUGCCUGUAUGGUGGACAAUUCAUUCGAUUUAUGCGUUGAUAAUGCUGAUCGUAAAAGUAUGUAGUGUUCAUAAUCUAUGAUGUAUAAAUACACACAUGCGUACAUACAUAAUAUAUAUUUGUAGAAUAGAUUUUCAAGCAAUAUAUGACGUUCUAUCAUGAUAUAUUUAUUCAGAGAUCAUUAAAUAAUUCGAAUUAUAGUGAGAACCUACAAAUUAUAUAAUUAUGAUUUUUUUAUUAUAUGAAAAUCAAAAAUCUUACUUGCCGAGCAAAAAGAAAAAUUCGUGAUAAAUGAUGAAUGAUAAUAUAUACAAUUGAUAUAAUAAUUGUGUAAAUUUUUAGUGACACGCUAUGAAAUUCUUGAAUAUUCAAGCCAGUUACAACUUUGAUUUCAAAUCACUAUUCGUAAUCGAGCUUAAUUCUCAUUUUUUACGUAUAUUAUUACUUUUGUGUUAGAAAAGACUCACCUUCAUUUGAACAGCAUUAUAGCCACAAAAAAACAACUACGCUGCUGGUUCAAUCUUCAUGGCUCUAAUUUAUUUUCAUUUUUGUAAUUUUGUCUUCUUGAGUAUUAUCUAACUGUCUUAAGUCCUAACAAAGUUAUCAACGAUACGUAGAAUAAUAAAUUCACUCACCCCAGAAACUUGUUGUCUGACGUUCUUAAGCAAGAAUAAUCAAGCUGUAAUUCUUUGCCCUUAGGCAAUGGUUAUACCGAAGCAAACUUAGAUUAAACAGAAACUACCGGUGCUACGCGUGGCUGCGCCUAGAUUAUAGAUGAACAGCAUGUUUCCCUCCAAUAUAUUUAGUUAUUUAAUUUCUCUUUUUAAUCGAGUGGGGAACAAAAAAAAUAUGAAAAGGACAAUAGUUUUAUCGGAUCAACGUAUCGCACGAAUCUGUAUUAAUCAUUGUGAAACUUGGAGAAUCUUUAAAUAUUAUAACUUAUUACACACAGGAUAUGUAUAUCGUUGAGAAUUAUUGCAUGUACCGAAUUCUUCAACGGAGAGAAAAUUAAUUUGUUGUGUAUAGAUUCACUAAAAAGGGGUAAUAUGUUACAACUUAGUCCAUAAAUGAAUAAAUUUAAAACUAGGAUGAACCAUAGCAAAACGGAUCCACGAUAUUGAGAAGGAAUAAUUUUAAUUGAAAGAAAUAUUAAUAUAUUAUUACGAUCAUCAAUAAUCAAAUUACUAUCACUAUUAUUGUUAUCAUCAAAUUAUUAUUAAUGUUGUUAAAAUAUCAUUAAAGAAAUUUAGCGAUAUUCAUAAAUUAUUAUUGUAUGUAUCUAGCUGUACGCUAAUUGAAGUGUUCCGCUUAUAAAGGCCUACAUGUCACCAUGGA